CACGGUGGCUUAAAGAAUCGAUAUUGGGAGCUGGGGGCGGGGGCGGGGGCGGGGGCGCGGGCGCGGGCGAGAGCUUUGGAGGUUGCUCCUUGGAGGGAAUGGGAUACUUCGAGUUCCUUGGAGAAAUCUCAUCCUGUUCCGCCUAAUUUCGUUGAUUCCGGGAAAACCAGAAAGAUCGGUUUCUUAGAAUAAUUCCGCGAGUUUUACACGGGUUUCCUUUGUUUCGGGACAUGGAGCUCUGGUUUCCGGCUGUAACGGAGGAUUUGGAGCUUUUGAGGCCAGGUCGCAUUUUUAAGCGCCGGGAGCCAUAAACCGCUUCCAGUUGGAGAAUUAGUUCACGGGUUCUGGAUAAUCUCGAUUGUUUGUUAAGCUCCUCUAAGCUAAGGCUUAUAACGGUGGCUUCCAGGGUUCCGGUCUUGAACUGUUUGGUCGCAUUCCAGUUUCGAGUUGUUUCUGAGAGUUAUUUCAAUUGGAUGCUGUGGAUAGUCCCAGAAAAGUGAGAAUCCUUUUUCAAAUUUUUGAAGAUUGCCAUGCCACUGCUCGACUGAUGAAGCCUUGAAAAAUUGGUGGAGGGAGGAGCUGAUGGAAUCGGCUUCUGCUCUUUGAAUUAGGGUAACAAGAAUUCUGAAGCUUAGAUGUGAAAAGAAACAGACAAGAAGAACCUCCUUGUUCACUUCAAUGAGAGAGAGAUUAGCUAACCGGUAGUUAAGAUGGUCCCCUACGUGGCAAUUAUCACAGUGCUUGAUCUUUUUUUGAUAUUCUCGCCUAGCAAUUGGAUCAUUUCCAGGUUUCCUUUUAAUAGGAUAACAUUUAGGAUUGGAAGAACCAGUGACUUAAAUAAUUGAAUUCCUUGUACUCUUCUAGAAAUUUAGUCAUGGAUCACCUCUUUGUCUUUGCAUCAAUUCCCUUUCUUUGUCUCCUUCUAUGCCUUCCCUCUCUGACCAGUGCUGACUUGAAUUCUGAUAAGGAAGCCCUUCUUGCCUUUGCGGCUGCAAUCCCUCAUGGACACAAAUUAAAUUGGAGUUCUAAGAUCCCAAUCUGCUCUUCUUGGGUUGGGGUGACAUGUACACCAAAUCACUCCCGUGUACUUACCCUUCGUCUACCAGCGGUUGGGCUCAUAGGCCCAAUUCCUGCUAACACGCUUGGACAGCUUGAUGCCCUUAAAGUUUUGAGCCUCCGAUCCAACCGCCUUACUGUACAUCUUCCUCCAGAUGUUGCAUCACUUCCUUCGCUGCACUCUCUUUUCCUUCAGCACAACAAUUUAUCUGGAAUUAUACCUACUGCACUGUCUUCCAACCUCACCUUCCUUGACCUCUCCUAUAAUUCUUUCAUGGGGGAAAUUCCACUGACGAUUCAAAAUCUUACUCAACUUACUGCAUUGUAUGUUGAGAAUAACUCUCUUUCUGGACCCAUCCCUGACCUUCAACUUCCCAAGCUAAGGCAUUUGAAUCUGAGCUACAAUAAUCUCAGUGGUGAGAUACCGAUUUCUCUCCACAGAUUCCCAGUUGAGUCAUUUCUAGGAAAUCCUUUGCUAUGUGGUUCCCCUCUACCACAAUGCCCAGGAGUUGCUCCUUCACCAUCACCAAUGUCACCACCACCAGCAUUCCCCUCGAAGCCCAGAAAAAGCUUUUGGAAAAAAUUAGGUACAGGAGUCAUAAUUGCAAUUGCUGCUGGUGGAGGAACCCUGCUGUUUGUAUUGGCUAUUGUACUUCUGGUAUGCUUUUUGAAGAGGAGAGAUAAGGAGGGCAGCAUAGUGUCAAAGGGAAAGGGUCCUGCUGGUGGAAGGAGUGAAAAACCCAAAGAGGAGUACAGCAGUGGGGUUCAAGAAGCUGAGAAAAACAAGUUGGUUUUCUUUGAGGGCUGUUCAUAUAAUUUUGACCUCGAAGAUCUACUAAGAGCUUCUGCUGAAGUUCUUGGGAAGGGAAGUUAUGGGACUACAUAUAAAGCUGUUCUUGAAGAUGGUACGACGGUAGUGGUGAAAAGGUUGAAAGAGGUGGUUGUUGGGAAGAGAGAUUUUGAGCAGCAGAUGGAAAUAAUAGGAAGAGUCGGGCAGCACCCAAAUGUUGUGCCGCUUCGUGCUUAUUACUAUUCCAAGGAUGAGAAGCUUCUUGUUUAUGACUAUGUUCCCUCUGGCAGCUUCUCCACCCUCUUGCAUGGAAACAAGGGUGCUGGAAGAACUCCAUUGGACUGGGACUCCCGGGUAAAGAUCUCAGUAGGAGCUGCACGUGGCAUAGCACAUAUACACACUGAAGGAGGUGGAAAGUUCACCCAUGGCAAUAUCAAAGCUUCUAAUGUCCUCCUCACCCAGGACCGUGAAGCUUGCGUAUCUGACUUUGGCCUUGCUCCCCUUAUGAACAUCCAUGCAACUCCCUCCCGAAUUGUGGUGGGCUACCGUGCACCCGAAGUCAUCGAGACUCGAAAAUCCACUCAGAAAUCUGAUGUCUACAGCUUUGGCGUCCUACUCCUUGAGAUGCUCACCGGAAAAGCUCCGCUUCAAUCUCCAGGACGUGAUGAUGUUGUGGAUCUACCAAGAUGGGUGCAGUCUGUUGUCCGGGAAGAGUGGACUGCAGAAGUUUUUGAUGUGGAGCUGAUGAGGUAUCAGAACAUCGAGGAAGAGAUGGUUCAGAUGCUUCAGAUUGCAAUGGCAUGUGUUGCAAGGGCUCCAGAUCAACGUCCCAGAAUGGAGGAAGUGAUUAGAAUGAUCGAGGAGGUCCGGCACUCUGACUCGGGGAACCGGCCAUCAUCAGAGAAGUCCAAGGACUCAAAUGCUCAAACACCAUGAGGGGGCCUGAAAAAAAAAAAAAAACAGGCUUAGCUGUUCAGAAAUUAGUUUCUGGAAGGAAUCUGACUCAGUGAGUUCUAUUUGUUGUGCAGCAUGGUAGCAUGGGGAAGCCUGCGUCAAAGGGCAUUCAGAUCCUUGCAUGUAUUCUAUGUGUCAAAUUUGAUGAUUGUUGUAGUGACUGGCAUUCAUUUUUCCACAAUUUGAUUGGUGAUUUUUCUUUAUUCUA
This is a messenger RNA of Phoenix dactylifera (date palm), 3008 nucleotides long. NCBI's taxonomy places the organism in Eukaryota, Viridiplantae, Streptophyta, Magnoliopsida, Arecales, Arecaceae. The record is from RefSeq and is a predicted model, not a curated record.